UUUAUCAAGUUUUCUUCACUGAAGUGGACCGCUACAUGUUUUGUGGACCAGUUAUAACGGCUAGUUGCCGGUAAGGAGGGGGUAUUAGAUCGCCGUCUGCGAACCAUUGUUCUUGUAACGCCAGCUAUCUACUGAGUCUAUUCGUCAUCGACAGAGCAAGUGAUGUAGACCCAGGUAUUACUACAGAACCAGUCCGCACGGACUACAAGGAACAUAACCGCGGAUACGACAUCCGUUAGGGAUUGGGGCGUCCAAUGUAUUUUGCCGUGUUUAGUACUGGCCCCUGGGGGUUUGAUUACAGUCGUCCGAAGAAAUAUUACACAAAAUUCUUGUUCAGUAGGUAAAACUGCAUAGAAAAGCCGCAACUGACAUAGUCUAGGCUGCCGCGGGUUUUAUAACUUGCACGCAACUCUCCUUUGGCAAACGACCCUCACUAGACCCAUAGGAGGAAAUCCGUCUAUCUAGACCUUGCUCGAAAUGGACAUGGACGACAUCAUGUCGUGCAAGAUCUGCAUGGAGAACUUCACCGACCACAUCAGACCCAGAACUUUGAAAUGUGGGCACAGCUUCUGCACCAGAUGUCUGGGCAAUUUCAUCUCUAAAGGCAGCCUCAUGUGUCCUAUGUGUCAGCUUCCAGUCGAGGGCAAAAGUGCCCUGGACUUCCCAGUAAACUUCAGCAUGGAGGAAAUGAUAUCGAGCCUAAAGCUGACGCAAAACGUUGGUGCUAUGGGCCAGUCUCUGACUCCACCUUCAGGUACAGCCAACGCUCCGUUGCUGGAGAGGGAUCAAGGGAUGAGCAGUCUGAUGCACAACCUCGUACUUCAGCACAAGGAGAACUCCAAGGUCCUCGCCAGGGACGGCAAGAAGAUCCAGUCCUACCUGGAGAAGUACAGGAACUACCUGGAUGACAAAAGGCGUGAACACGAGCACUUCGUCGUCCAGUUGAUGGAGCUGGUCGACAAGAACAGGCAGGUGAUCAGGCAGAUCGAGGCCGAAAGAGCAAGAGUUUGCUGCUCUCAGGAGCAGGGAGUGGUUUGUCAGAACCGACUAGAUGGCAAUCUAGCCAGUUUAGACGUCGUCUUGACCUCCAGAGACGCUGCUUCUACCAUCGAGGAGCUGGACAAGUGUUGUGCAGAUCUGGAGAAAUGGAGCUUGACCGUUCAGAGUCAGCUGCCUGAUUCCAAGGUCGUUGCUUGUUCAGAAGCGGUAACAGAAGAAUCAAAGGCUGCCAUAGAAGCAGCUUACGUCCAUCUGAAAGACGACUUGGGAGGCAUUUCAUCAAAUGCUCUAGACUUCACUCAUUCGCCUUUGUCGAUCAUCGACAAACUACAUCGCUGUCAAGGAAAACCGACUAUUUUUGUGCCAAACCUGAAGAAUAAGUCUGAGUUCUUGAGGAGGCUGCUCAGGAAUAAGCGCCUGUAUGCCGUCAGGCAGAGCAAAGGAAAGGUUCGCUCUGCAAUGCUCACAUUCAUCAACAACAAAGUAUACCUGCCUUGUUUGCGAGAAGCUGAACCUCCCGCAGACGCCCAUACCAUUGAUCACCAGACCCUCAUUAGUUCGCUGAACACCGACAACGUAACGGCUUUCCUGGACCUGUCUUGGGGAGGCAUCACGCGCGGUAGGAUUCACAUCAGCCUAGCGCCGGACACGCCCUUGGCGCGGAACUUCCGGACCCUUUGCACCGGCGACUUGGAGAAGUCCUCCUACCUUCACUCUAGGUUUCUGGAAGUCUACAAACAAGGCUACGUCAUCGACGAAUGCAUCAGGGCCGGCGACUACGAGACGAACACCGGCCUGACCGGAGCUGUUGUUGUCAAGGGCUCUGACCCAAAAGAAGCCGUCUAUAGUCGCAAAAUUGUAACCGGUAUGGUCUGGGCGACCCACAAAGACUUGGACGGGCCGAUGACUUCCCAGUUCUCCAUACGUACCGGCAGAGGGACGCUGUACUGGGUUGUUGGGGCGUUCGGACAGGUCAUUGACGGGAUUGAAGUUGUGAAAGAGGCUGCCAAACUGAAGGAGGUCUCUGAGGUGCAGAUCACCGAAUGCGGUGUGAUAGUACCAUCGUGCUGAGUGAGACCGCUUCGUGUAAUUCCCAAUUGGUGGCACAGACUGUGAUUAAUCUCUAUAGUAGAGUCACAUCAGCCGUGCAUUUGAUGUCUAGGCCAGUCCCUUACGACGGACGCUCUUGAUUGGCUGUUGGUAAGCCAAUCACAGGGCUGGAAAGUUGGAAACUCUCAGUCUCUCUCGAGAGAGUUCAUAUAGGCAGAAUGUAUGUCCCACUUCUCCUGAGAGAUGCUUUUGAAAGACGUAUCCCACAGUAGAGGUGGAACAUACAUCCUGCCUAUGUGAUCUCUUGAGAGAGACUGAGAGUUUCCAGCCCCAUGAUUGGCCUAUCAACAGUCAAUCAGGACCGUCGUAAGGGACUGGCCUAGACAUCAGAUGCACCGGUGAUGUGGAUCUACUGUAGCUCCGUUAAUGUUUGAAGUUGUAACUUCAUUUAUAUACCGCUCAUGGUUCGUAUUUUUUUGUUUGUAUGUGGAAUUUAUAUCCUACGGGUGUUCUAUGCAAAGUUUUCUUAAGAUAUUCCGUACAGCAAUAUGAUAGUCGACCGUCAGAGUUCCAGCCCUGUUUAACUGUACAGAAGUUGAUGCUGUAUUCAUUACAAUUUCGUAGUAAAAUCUACAUUCUUGCUACUUAUGCAAAGGACCCUGAUAAUGUUUGGUUUGACCAAUAAAAUGUCAUGUGUCUAAAA
Molecule: messenger RNA, 2752 nt
Organism: Macrobrachium nipponense
Lineage: Eukaryota; Metazoa; Arthropoda; Malacostraca; Decapoda; Palaemonidae
Product: E3 ubiquitin-protein ligase TRIM39-like
Exons: 7
Coding region: 478-2070 (530 amino acids)
Biological process (GO): protein peptidyl-prolyl isomerization
Molecular function (GO): peptidyl-prolyl cis-trans isomerase activity
Source: RefSeq, a predicted model, not a curated record